Molecule: messenger RNA, 1407 nt
Organism: Staurois parvus
Lineage: Eukaryota; Metazoa; Chordata; Amphibia; Anura; Ranidae
Source: the annotation of a GenBank genome assembly
AUGGGGCAGAACGCAGUGGAGGAAAGCCUAGUGCUGGGCGUAUUCCGGAGACUUUCGCUGUCCGGGUCGUCCUGGGCCAGGCGGGAAAGUCUGACAGCCCCGCUCGUGUCUCUCUUCAAUAAAACCGUAGAGGAGAGCUCUGCCAACAUCAAAGAGAUUUCUGAGAACCUUUCCAUUUUCCUGAGCCGUGUCUUCUCUCCAGACCCCAGGCUGUACCAGGAGUUCACCGAGCGGGGGCUCAUUUCGAACAGUCAGGAGUCCGAUGACGACCUGCUGGAAGACAGCGUUACCCCGGCCGAGCCACGUCCAGAUGAUGGCAUUGUGGUGAAGAACUACCGCCCCGCCCAACUCAUCUGGAGCCAGCUUCCACAGGUGCAGGAAGCCGGCAUUCUAGACAGCAUCAGCCCAGAGGAACGCAAGCGACAAGAGGCCAUCUUUGAAAUCAUCACAUCGGAGUAUUCCUACCAGCACAGCUUGGACAUCCUCGUCCGUCUCUUCAAGAAAUCCGAUGAACUAAAACAGACCAUCAAUGGGACGGACCACCACCACCUCUUCUCCAACAUCGCCGAAAUACUGGAAGUCAGUAAGAGAUUUUUUGAUGACCUGGAGAAGCGGCACAAGGACAACCCCUUCAUCCACGACAUCAGUGACAUUGUGGAGAGCCAUGCGCUGAACCAUUUCCAGCCGUACGUCAUCUACUGCUCCAACGAGGUCUACCAGCAGAGGACCCUCCAGAGGCUGCUAUCCACGAACGUGGCCUUUAAGGAAACGCUGACCCAGAUCCAGAUGAAGCCGGAGUGCGGAGGCCUGCCAAUGAUUUCUUUUCUCAUCCUCCCCAUGCAGAGGGUCACUCGGCUCCCUCUGCUGAUGGAUACGAUCUGCCAGAAGACGGACAUGUACUCCCCAGAGUAUGAAGCCAACACCCGGGCACUGAAAGCCAUCAGUAAGUUGGUAAAGCAAUGCAACGAGGGGGCGCGGAAAAUGGAGAGGACAGAACAGAUGUACACGCUGCAAACCCAGCUGGAAUUUGGGAAGAUAAAGCCCUUCCCUCUGAUCUCCGCCUCCCGCUGGCUCCUGAAGAGAGGUGAACUCAUCCUGGUGGAAGAAUCCGGAAUCUUCCGCAAAGGCUUCGGAAGGCCUUACUACUACCUCUUCCUAUUUAACGAUGUCCUCAUCAUUACGAAGAAGAAGAGCGAGGACAGCUAUCUGGUGACGGAUUAUGUGACGACAGAUCAGUACGCCAUUGAAAUGAUGGAUGAUGGAGAGGGUGUGAUGUCUCCCUUAGCAAAGUCGGGGACCCUUGGAAACCGAAGUCCGGCUGGGCCCUAUGUGUUUCCAGAUAGCCAUGAGGAAAUCCAGCGAGGGGCGGGGCAGGAGCCAUAUGUGCUGGGAACAGACACGCUGUGA